AUGUCGGCUCAGGGCAACAAAGUCUUUGCCCCAGCGAUCUUCUUCAUCGCUGCAAGGGAGGCGCUCGAAGCCUCCCUUGUCAUCGGUAUCCUCUCUGGUAUGCUCGAGAACCUCGUCAUGCACACCAAAUCGGCUCAAGAUGAGGCCUCCGAGGCCUCGCUCACCGAUGAAGAGAAGGAACGCGCUCUUGCCAAGAAGAAGGCUAUUGUUAGCAAGUUGCGCAGGAUCGUAUUGUUGGGCGCAGCGACAGGUUUGUUCAUUGCAUUCGUGAUCGGUGCUGCUUUCUUGGCUGUCUUUUACACCCAGGUCAAUGACUUGUACGCAAAAGCUGAAGAGCUUUGGGAAGGUAUCUUCUGUCUCGUUGCUGUCUUGCUUAUUACUCCCAUGUCACUCGCCAUCUUGCGUGCCGGUAACAGCAAGCGCAAGUGGAAGCGUAAACUCGAGAGCGCUUUCAGUGAUAAGAACAUUCAGCCUAACCGCGCUCACGAUGUCGAAGGCGAGUCCACCGUCCUCAACACCAAUGCCAACGCCAACGCCAACGCCAACGCCGCUUCUUCCUCUGACGCUGCUUCCUCCUCGUCAUCGUCCGGUCGCCGAGUCGCCUCCGAACAGGCAGCCCUCAAGACCACCGGCACCGAAAAGAUGAACCCUCUCGAAGCAUGCGAUGUAGUCCCCAGCAUGCCCCACACUCAGACUCGACCAAAGGCCGGCCUCCGUGGCCUCUUCUCCAAGCCUUCUGGCGCCGUCACCGAUCUCAAACUUCGAAUAAAUCGCGGUACACUGGCACUCUUCACCAUUCCCCUCAUCACCACUCUCCGUGAAGGUUUGGAAGGAGUCGUCUUCAUCGGUGGUGUCUCCCUCGGCCUCCCUGCCACUUCCAUCCCUCUUCCUGCCAUCGUCGGUCUUGCAGUCGGUCUGCUCGUCGGCUUCCUCAUCUUCCGAUCGGGCAACGUUCUUUCAGUUCGAAUCUUCCUCGUCGGUUCCACAUGUUUCCUUCUCCUUAUCGCUGCCGGUAUGGUCAGUCGUGCAGUGUACUACCUCCAGUUCUACUCUUAUGUCAAGCUUGUCGGUGAUUCUGCUGCCGAGUCAGGCGACGGUCCUGGAUCGUACGAUUCCCAAGGUUACAUCUGGCACUUUAACUACGGUAACCCAGAGAACAACAAGGGUGGUACCGGAUGGGGUAUUUUGAACUCGCUCGUUGGGUGGAACAACACUGCUACGUACGGUUCGGUGUUCAUGUAUGUUGGAUAUUGGUUUGUUGUCGCUGGUUACUUGUGGUACCAGAUUUGGAGCGAGGGGAGACUGGCGCUUAGGUUUCGAGGAAAGACUUAUUGGCAGUCGAAGCGUGCUGCCGAGAAGAGCGAAGCUAGACAGUUGAAGGCUGAGCAGCGGGAGCAGAGGGCGUUGCAGCAGGCUCGCCAGUCGUCUUUUGGAAACGAUGAGAAGCUUGCUCAGGCUGGCCCUUCUUCCCUUUCUCAACUGAGCUAG
Ustilago hordei is the source of this 1488-nucleotide messenger RNA. Its product is annotated as putative high-affinity iron permease. Gene Ontology annotation, biological process: iron ion transmembrane transport. NCBI's taxonomy places the organism in Eukaryota, Fungi, Basidiomycota, Ustilaginomycetes, Ustilaginales, Ustilaginaceae. The record is from RefSeq and is a predicted model, not a curated record. The transcript is spliced from 2 exons. Bases 1 to 1488 code for a protein of 495 amino acids. Gene Ontology annotation, molecular function: ferrous iron transmembrane transporter activity. Gene Ontology annotation, cellular component: high-affinity iron permease complex; plasma membrane.